Messenger RNA from Oncorhynchus masou masou (cherry salmon), 2804 nucleotides. RefSeq names its product GTPase Era, mitochondrial. Lineage: Eukaryota; Metazoa; Chordata; Actinopteri; Salmoniformes; Salmonidae. Gene Ontology annotation, cellular component: mitochondrial matrix. Gene Ontology annotation, biological process: ribosomal small subunit assembly. Gene Ontology annotation, molecular function: rRNA binding; GTP binding; ribosomal small subunit binding. The record is from RefSeq and is a predicted model, not a curated record. The transcript has 11 exons. Bases 158 to 1534 code for a protein of 458 amino acids.
CAAAACCACUCUUUGGUUUGUCCAUCAUGGCUGCGCCCCUAGUUCAAUGUGAAAGUAAGCGAUCAUGCUGCCAUGAAGUAACCUUGCGCUUCGUAUAGAGUCACCGAAGUAUGUUGGAAUUUCAGCGAUAGCUUGGCCAGAUAAGUUAAUAUCAUAAAUGGCUUUCCGUGUGAGCAUCUCGAUUUUCGGGAAAUCUUUACGUGUUCCGAGAGUUGCUAACGUGUCUGCGCCACUGGAAAAUGCGUCACCGUUUCUGAGAACGGGAUGGGCUGCCCGUCGUCCAGGGACCAAUAAUGGACACGGUUUUCGCUUCACUCCUGCCUGUUUUAUUACAUCGGAUGCGUUUUUGAGCAGACUGGAGAAAGGCAAAGCGGCGGAGACAGAUGACACUCUUUAUCACAAUCCAGCCUCAGUUCUGCCCGACAGCGCUGAACAAUUAUCAUUGCUGGUGAAGGAUCCAGAUCAACCAGAGAACUCAAAGGUUUUAAGAGUGGCCAUCAUUGGUGCCCCAAAUGCUGGGAAGUCCACACUGUCCAACCAACUGCUUGGCAGAAAGGUGUUUGCUGUUUCCAAGAAAGUGCACACCACACGGUCCCGUGCCCUUGGCGUUCUCACAGAAGACGACACACAAAUUAUUUUACUGGACACUCCUGGACUCACUACACCUACAAAAGUCAAGAGGCACCAGCUGGAGAAGUCUCUCCUCGAGGAUCCUUGGAAUACAGUCAAGGAAGCUAGUCUUGUGGUGGUAAUGGUAGAUGUGUCAGACAAGUGGGCCUGCAACAAGCUAGACUUUGAGGUCCUGAAAUGCCUGACCCAAUACCCAGAUAUCCCAGCAGUCCUAGUUCUCAAUAAGGUAGACAUGCUGAAGAGCAAGAGCAGGUUGUUGGAGAUCACAGCAGAUCUGACAUGUGGAGUGGUGAACGGCCGGAAGCUGCAGGUCCGCAGGGUGAUCAAGCCACCCUGGGCUGAGAGGAGGACAGACAGGGAGGCUAGGACAUCAGGGUCUGGAGAUGAGGACAAGCCGGGUGGUGAUGUGGCUCAUGGUGAGGGCAGUGAGGCCCAGUCAGGGCUGAGUAAGGAGCAGCUUAGGGCUCUGAAGACCCAACAGGGCUGGGCUCACUUCAAGGACGUCUUCAUGCUCUCUGCUGUGGAUGGAGAGGAUGUGGAGACACUGAAGAGAUACCUAGUAGUGGGGGCAAAGCCUGGGUCUUGGCAAUACCACAGUGAUGUCCUGACAGAUCAGACUCCUGAGGAGAUCUGCACCAACACUGUCAGAGAGAAGCUUCUGGAAUAUCUGCCCAAAGAAGUCCCUUACACAAUGACGCAGGCCAUUGACUUGUGGCACGACAGGGAGAAUGGAGAGCUGGAUAUAGCAGUAAAACUGUAUGUGAAGAAAGAAAGUCACAUGAAAAUGGUGAUUGGCCAGGCUGGUCAGAUGGUUGCCAGGAUAGCCAGAGAGGCUGGAGACGACCUGAGCACAGUGUUCCUCAGGGAGGUCAAGCUGAGGCUCUCUGUGAAGGUGAAGAACUGACGAGGAUUAUGAUGAACUGAGUGUUAUGAUCAUCUGGGGGACAGUUUUAUGGUGGCCUUGUGAAUAGGAAAUGAACACUGUUGGACUCACUAUUUUCAAGGAAAGAUCUGACUGGUUUCUUCUUCUUGACUAUCAAAUCAAAGUUUAUUUGUCACAUGCACCGAGUACAACCGGUGUAGACCUUUACAGUGAAAUGCUUACUUACAGGCUCUAACCAAUAGUGCAAAAAAGGUAUUAGGGGAACAAUAGGUAAGUAAAGAAAUAAAACAACAGUGAAAAAUAACAGUAGUGAGGCUAUAUACAGACACCGGUUAGUCAGGCUGAUUGAGGUAGUUUAUACAUGUAGAUAUGGUUCAAGUGACUAUGCAUAUAUGAUGAACAUGAGUGUAGCAGUAGCGUAAAAGGGGUUGGUGGGUAGUGGGACACAAUGCUGAAAGCCCGGUUAGCCAAUGUGCGGGAGCACUGGUUGGUUGGGCCAAUUGAGGUAGUAUGUACAUGAAUGUAUAGUUAAAAUGACUGCAUAUAUGAUAAACAGAGAGUCGCAGCAGUGUAAAGAGGGCGGAGGCACACAAUGCAAAUAGUCCGGGUAGCCAUUUGAUUACCUGUUCAGGAGUCUUAUGGCUUGGGGGUAAAAACUGUUGAGAAGCCUUUUUGUCCCAGACCUGGCACUCUGGUACCGCUUGCCAUGCGGUAGUAUAGAGAACAGUCUAUGUUUGGGGUGGCUGGGGUCUUUGACAAUUUUUAGGACCUUCCUCUGACACCGCCUGGUGUAGAGGUCAUGGAUGGCAGGCUACUUAGCCCCAGUGAUGUACUGGGCCGUACGCACUACCCUCUGUAGUGCCUUGCGGUCAGAGGCCGAGCAAUUGCCGUACCAGGCAGUGAUGCAACCAGUCAGGAUGCUCUCGAUGUUGCAGCUGUAGAACCUUUUAAGGAUCUCAGGACCCAUGCCAAAUCUUUUUAGUUUCCUGAGGGGAAAUAGGCUUUGGACAGACCUGUAGCUAAAAUGUGCUGCUGAGAGCUUGUAAUGGCUCAUCAUGAGUCAGCUAGUGAGAGAACUAUCAGAAACAGAGAGACAGCACUCUCUCCCCUGGAACUUGGUCCCAGCCUCAUCUACAGUCACUUCUCUCAAGCGUCAGAAUACUGUGUUCUUGCAUAAGCAUUCUUCUUACGUAAAAGAUGACUUGCAGAUAUUUGUUUUUCCUUUCAGAGCUUCUGUAAGAUUUUCUUUUAAUUUCAAUUUUGACCUCUUAAUUAAACAGCUAUAUUUUGA